Parnassius mnemosyne (clouded apollo) is the source of this 2277-nucleotide messenger RNA. The record is from the annotation of a GenBank genome assembly. Lineage: Eukaryota; Metazoa; Arthropoda; Insecta; Lepidoptera; Papilionidae.
AUGGCGAACGACGAAGUGUUGGGGCCGCGUAAGACGAUGUUUGUUUUAGUGAUUGUUGUGGGGUGUUUCGCAGUCCUAUGGCCCAGGAUCCUAUCGCCACUGAUCCUGGGACACUCCCAGGAGCAGCUGAAACCUAACCAGUUCGACCGGGACGCAGGAUGCUGUGAAGUGAUGUUCGAGACGGAAGUAGCAGUGCUGGAGCUCAUUAAUGAAGUGUGCGCUUCUGCUAUUGGUGUUGGUGGGAAACUGUCUCCAUACUCAGCAGCGGAAUGCCGUAGAGCCGUGAAUGAAACAUGCGGUGUUGAUAUUGUUGCAUUUCUCAAAAGGAGCGAUAAUGUUGGAAAGACCACAAAGAUCCUUUUGGACACCAUGAAGAACAGCAAUAGCUCCUGCCUGAAGGAACAUUUCGGAGUACAAUUGUACACUCUCAACACGCACCCAGCGUUGAACUCGUGGACUUAUCAAGACACGCUAAAACAAGAGAGGACUCCAAUACGAGGAAUGGGACCCCAUCCAGCGAUGCGCGAGAGAGGCCGCGCCAUUCCACCCGGAGCGCCUCCGCCACAAGUGCAAUCAAAAGUGCCGGUGACUCUACCGCCACACGUCCGGGUACGAACUUCACCCCUCUCUGUCUACUACCAGCUCGACAUCAAGCCCCCACCGAUUCCGGGAAUGCGGCCCCCGCUCGGCUCCCCCGGGGGCCCGGUCCCGGCUCCCAAAUCCUCCAUGGGAUUCGUGAUGCCGAUUUACACCAUCUGUAUCAUUGUGUUCUUCGUCUACACUCUUAGCAAGAUCCUGUUCAAGCGCACAGGUUCAGCAUACGACAGUGUCGCGCCUGACCCUCAGUUUAGGAGGAGAGUCUUCCGAGACGACUCCAGGUCUUCGCCGGAUAAGCUAGUUGUCACGGCCAUCUCUGGCCUGGUAGCGGAGGUCCAACAGCAGAUGGAGGCGAGCGACGCUCAGAACCAGCAACGUCAGGAUGCCCAGGAUAACCAUGCUCGUCCAUACACCAAUGGAACAAUUCUACUUAAUAGUGGUCCGGUCCACAUCGUAGCUAGCGAAUUCCAGGAACCUAACGAGAAAAUUCCAAUAGACCAAAAGAAAUUGCCAUUACAACUGCCAAAAGAAACGUUAACAGAACAGAGGGAACUAUCUGUAGAAUCAGAACCACUACCGCAAUCACAAAAAGAGGUCGAAAAUACAGAAGAAAAUGUUGAUGAUGGUAUUAUUAUUGACCAAGAUGCUACCGACGAUUCAUUAAUUAAAACUGAAAAAUUGCAUGAAGAUAUAGAUUCACUACAGAAAGACACAGCACCAGAAUCUGAAGUUGUGAAUGAGUUAGGAAAAUCGUCUAGAGAAACUAUUGAACUUUUAAAAGACGCAACUGCAGAAAUAGACACAUUGUGUGAACAGGAACUAUAUACUAAAGAAUUGAAACAAGACAUAGAAACCGACGAUAAUAAAAUUAAUCAAAAUGACCAAAUUACAGAACAAAAUGAAUCGAGCUCAGAGCCGGAGUUAGAAGAAAUUCCAGAAAUAAAUAGCGAAAGGAGAAAUCACGAAACUGUUGAUCUUAUUUCCUUAUCAGACGGUCUAGAUUUGAAGAAAGAAGAAACGUUAGCACAAACCACUGAAGAGCUUAUAAAACAAGAAAGGGGAGAACGUAUCAACGAAGAAAAACAACCCACUCUGGAACUAUUAGAAGAAGCUCUUCAAGAAGAUACACCUAAAGAUAUCCAAGAGGAAGAUGGAGAAAAAGAAAGUUCGAGCGUAAAAGUGAUGGGUAUGGAGGUGACAACGCACAGUGCGGACGGCAGCGAGUGGCGCGGGCCGCGCGCGCCGGCGACUCCGCCCGCCCACGUGCAGCGGCCGGCGCACGAAGCCGAAGAAGUACAAUCGAUAUUCUUAGAAACAGAGAUUCCCCAACAGACGCGCGUACUCGUCACUGAUUUCGCCGAGAACAGAACGGAUCGCCCGAAGCCCACCAAGAACGCGCCUUUGGUGGUCAGCGGGAAAAUGACCCUGUCUCUUAUACAGGAUACACCACGCGAGACGCCCGAAAGAGAUCCUGAGUCAACACUGGAUGAUUUUACAACUGCCAGCGCCAUGACGCAGCCGCCCGCUGAGAAAGAAGAGGAUCUAUCGGAAGAGGAAAUAGAAGAAGAGAUAGAAGUAGAAGAAAUCGAAGAAGAAAUAGAGGAGGAGGAGGAGGAGGAGGAAGAAGAAGAUGAGCCAAAGAAUGAACCCAAGAAGACAGAUGUUAAGGAAGUAAAAUGA